AUGAAGUCAUAUCUUCUUCUCGCCGUCGCUACUUUCCAGCUGGCUGUCGCUUGCCCGGCCAUUCCUCCUCCUUCAAGAGCUUCGGUCACCACUGCAGUUCCGGAGCCCACGGCCAGUGCCGUCAACCCUCCUCCUGUCAUCGUCAAGGAUCCCACUCCGGAAGACCCGGCCGCAACCCCUGUCAGCACCCCUACGACCGCGGCCGCUACUCCUUCCCGUACCGCCGAAGCCGCCACACCGCCUAAGUCGUCUGCCGGAGAUGACGCCUCGGUCUCUGGAAAAUCGACCUUUUACGGCGGCAACACCCAGGGCGGAAUGUGCUCGUUCUCCACUUACACCAUCCCCUCAGGCCUCUUCGGCACCGCCUUCUCCGGCUCGGCCUGGGACAGCGCAGCCAACUGCGGCGCCUGUGUCCGGGUGACCGGGCCCAACGGCAACUCCAUCACCGCCAUGAUCGUCGACCAGUGCCCCGAGUGUGACAAGGGCCACCUCGACCUCUUCCAAGACGCGUUCGCCAAGCUCGGCGACAUCUCCGCCGGCAUCAUCCCCACCUCGUACACCUUCGUCCCCUGCGGCAUCUCCUCCCCGCUGGUCCUCCACAACAAGUCCGGCACCUCGGCCUACUGGUUCUCGAUGCAGGUGGUCAAUGCCAACGAGCCCGUCGCCAGCCUCGAGGUCAGCACCGACGGUGGGUCGUCGUGGCAGAAGACGCAGCGUGCGCAGUACAACUUCUUUGAGAACCAGAGCGGCUUCGGCACCGAGAGCGUUGACGUCCGCGUCACGAGCAGGGCAGGCAAGACGAUUGUUGUCAAGAACGUCAGUGUGGCAUCUGAUGCUUCUGUGACCGCUUCCUCCAACUUCUGA
Molecule: messenger RNA, 864 nt
Organism: Thyridium curvatum
Lineage: Eukaryota; Fungi; Ascomycota; Sordariomycetes; Thyridiales; Thyridiaceae
Exons: 2
Coding region: 1-864 (287 amino acids)
Source: RefSeq, a predicted model, not a curated record